CACAGAUUCCAGCACAAAGUACGGUUUUCAGAAACUCAAAAGUGGUGUUUUAUAUUGUGUUCUUCGCUGAAAUUACAUUUUAAUCCGCCGCUGCUGUCCUCAUGGCAGAGGUGUACUAUGUGGGGGUGGAUGUGGGCACUGCCAGUGUGAGGGCGGCUCUGGUCACCAGGGCAGGCCGGGUGGAGAGCACCGCAGAGCAGCCCAUCAGCAUCUGGGAGCCCCUCACCGACCACUAUGUGCAGUCCUCCACUGAAAUCUGGGACAAAUGCUGCACUGCUGUCAAGAGAGUUACCCAAGGUGUGGAAAGGAGUCAGGUACGAGGGAUCGGCUUUGAUGCCACCUGCUCUCUCGUGGUUUUGGACCAAAGCUUCCAGCCUGUGCCAGUCAGUCAGGAUGGUGACCCACAGAGGAACGUGGUGAUGUGGAUGGACCAUCGCGCUGCAGAGCAGGCCGCUCGUAUAACCAGCGCCGGCCACGGGGUCCUCAGCAGGGUGGGGGGGGUCAUGUCGCCAGAGAUGCAACCCCCCAAGCUGCUGUGGCUCAAAGAGAAUCUAAGAGAACGCUGCUGGAACCAAGCUUCUCACUUUUUGGACCUUCCAGACUUCCUGUCCUGGAAAGCGACUGGCUCUUUGACACGGUCUUUGUGUACUCUUGUGUGUAAGUGGACUUAUUGCCCUUCUGAAGGAUGGGACGCUGGUUUCUGGACGAGCAUUGGACUGGAGGAUCUCCUGGAGAACAACUAUUCCAAAAUAGGCAACGUGACGUGUUCUCCAGGGAGCCCUCUGGGGGAUGGCCUCUCCCAGGAGGCAGCAGCAGAUUUGGGUCUAGAGACAGGAACUGCAGUGGGGGCUUCUCUCAUUGAUGCUCAUGCUGGAGGCCUUGGUGUGAUCGGUGCAGAUGUUAAAGGCUUUAACUUGCCCUGUGAGCACCAGCCAAUCACAUCACGCAUGGCGAUGAUCUGCGGGACAUCAACCUGUCACAUGGCGAUCAGCGAGCAGCCUCUCUUUGUGCCGGGGGUGUGGGGGCCCUGUCUGUCUGCCAUGGUGCCGGGCAUGUGGCUCAACGAGGGGGGACAGAGCGCCACAGGAAGGCUGAUGGAGCACAUGGUGAAGGGCCACGCCGCCUACACGCAGCUCCAGGAAGAGGCACGGCACAGAUUUCCCUUAAAUGGAGAGAACCUGUACACCUACCUGAACAGCCACCUGAGUUCCAUGGCUGACUCUGGAUCUGCUAUGGACCUGCUGGGCUCCAGCCUUCACGUGUGGCCAGACUUCCACGGCAACCGGUCGCCCCUGGCUGACCCCAACCUGAAGGGCAUGGUGAUCGGGCUGCCGCUCUCCAGAACCCUGGAUGACUUGGCUCUGCUAUAUCUGGCCACUAUACAAGCCCUGGCUCUUGGUACGCUUCAUAUUCUGGAGGCCAUGAAGGAAGCAGGACAUGACAUCAGGACCCUCUUCCUGUGUGGCGGGUUGAGCAAAAAUGCUCUGUAUGUCCAGAUUCACGCUAACGCUACAGGGCUGCCUGUGGUGCUGCCUGACCAGAAAGAGGCGGUGUUAAUAGGAGCAGCGGUCCUGGGUGCAUGUGCUUCACAGGACUACAGCAGCAUACAGGAGGCGAUGGAGAGGAUGGCUAAAGUGGGGAAAGUUGUUCUGCCUGACGGCGAGCUCCGGAGCUUCUAUGAGAGAAAGAACAAAGUGUUCCUGCGACUGUUCGCCCACCAGAGGGAGUACCAGGGCCUCAUGAGCCAGAGAUGACUCGGCUGCUGGGACACUCUGACGUAAUCGUGAUGACGAAUGACUGGAAACGAGAUCACAAGUGUUAACCUUGGUGCUUUCUGUCUGAUAUUGAUGAUGACGACGACGACAAACAGCUACCU
This is a messenger RNA of Notothenia coriiceps (black rockcod), 1876 nucleotides long. It is a transcript of the gene fggy, whose product is annotated as FGGY carbohydrate kinase domain containing. Gene Ontology annotation, cellular component: cytoplasm. Gene Ontology annotation, biological process: carbohydrate phosphorylation; pentose metabolic process. NCBI's taxonomy places the organism in Eukaryota, Metazoa, Chordata, Actinopteri, Perciformes, Nototheniidae. Gene Ontology annotation, molecular function: D-ribulokinase activity. The transcript has 16 exons. Bases 102 to 1754 code for a protein of 550 amino acids. The record is from RefSeq and is a predicted model, not a curated record.